AUGAUAAAUUUGGCUGGGAUUAUGUUACAAAACGUUACGGUGUACGGAACUUCUCGAUAUGACAAAUCAGGUAAUGGAAGACCGACAGAAUAUAUGUUGAUAGGCUUUCAUAACACUCUAGGGGAUAAAAAGGCUACGAGGAUUCUGACGUACCACUAUGGUGUUGAUGUAGAAGUUGAUGAUCGCUUGGGAUGGUUUCAUAUAGUUUUAAUGGUAGGAAACUAA
Botrytis porri is the source of this 225-nucleotide messenger RNA. RefSeq lists its product as uncharacterized. NCBI's taxonomy places the organism in Eukaryota, Fungi, Ascomycota, Leotiomycetes, Helotiales, Sclerotiniaceae. The coding region runs from base 1 to 225 and encodes 74 amino acids. The transcript is spliced from 2 exons. The record is from RefSeq and is a predicted model, not a curated record.